Tigriopus californicus is the source of this 904-nucleotide messenger RNA. It is a transcript of the gene Thor, whose product is annotated as eukaryotic translation initiation factor 4E-binding protein 1-like. Gene Ontology annotation, cellular component: cytoplasm. Gene Ontology annotation, biological process: negative regulation of translational initiation. The transcript has 4 exons. Gene Ontology annotation, molecular function: eukaryotic initiation factor 4E binding. NCBI's taxonomy places the organism in Eukaryota, Metazoa, Arthropoda, Copepoda, Harpacticoida, Harpacticidae. The record is from RefSeq and is a predicted model, not a curated record. The coding region runs from base 173 to 541 and encodes 122 amino acids.
ACUGGAGAGUUGGUUUGUUCUCUGAGUCUGGCUCAGAGACGUAUCAGCAAUACUUACUUGCCUUACUCGUUUCCUGGCCGUCUUCUGCUCUCCACGUUGUUUUCCUGAGUGGACUACGUAUAUUUUUUAUAUUUUCCAGUACACUUUUACCAAUUUUACGGACAGUGUCAACAUGUCAGCAUCACCUGUAGCCACACAAACUGCCAACAAUGGCAUUCCCACCAGACGAGUGCGGAUCAAUUCGGAGAGUGAGAUGCCUUUGGAAUAUGGAACCACGCCGGGCGGUACCAUGUUUGGUACCACACCUGGAGGUACCAAAAUCGUUUAUGAGCGCACAUUCCUCUUGCAAAUGAGAACUUCGCCUUUGGCCCGAACUCCACCAACAAACCUGCCCGUGAUACCCGGAGUGACGGCCCCUUCGGAAAAAGAAAACCACAAAAAGAACGGCAAAGUGAACAGUGGCCGUGUUUCGCCCACAAAGGGCAAGGGGGUUCCAAGUUCCAUUAAGGAGGAAGAGGAACAAUUUUCCAUGGAUAUGUGAGGAGGGUCCUUCAGAUGAGACGCAAGUUGAUCCUCACGUUUACCUCGUAUCUCCUCCCCCUUUUGUUCCACUUAUGGCGUUGAAGAUUCGACGAAAACAAUCAAAAAAGCCAAAAAACUGAAAAAAACAUCCAACACCUCAAGCUCCAGGAUAAAAAAGAUCACAUUGCCUUACUUCAAUGCACGAUAAAUGAACGCUAAACUAUGCGCCACAAUCUUCAAGAUCACAAAGCCUACGGGGAAAAUGCUGCAUUUUUAUGAACCCUUUGGAUGACUUUUCGAGAUGCUUGUGUUGCGCCAUUGCAACAUAUGAUCUUUUGCAUUCUUCUGAUGAAAAACCAAAUAAAAAAUAUUUAAAUAUCAA